UCAACACAUUGAAAUCCUUACACAUCCACGUGCCCAAAGCGGUUUUAACCGGCCACGACGCAGAACUAAUGUGCACCUACGAGCUGGAAGGUGCACAGCUGUACUCCAUCCGAUGGUACAGGAAUAUGAUCGAGUUCUACCGGUUUGUGCCUAAGGAGUCGCCUGCGACUAAAGUAUUUCCAGUAGCUGAGAUUAAGGUUGAUGUAGCAGCAUCAGACCAAAACCGAGUGGUGUUAACUGAAGUAGACCGCACAUUGACGGGGGAGUACCAGUGUGAAGUUUCUGCAGAUGCACCUCUAUUCCAUACAGAUAUUAAAGCUGCUAUGAUGGUAGUCGUCGAACCGCCUCUAGCAAGUCCAAACGUGACGUCAGAUCGUAUCUCCUACAUCGGUGGUGACCACAUCAGGGCGAACUGCUCGUCACCACCUUCUCUACCCGCUGCCAACAUCACGUGGUACGUCAACGAGCAAAUGGUGCCCGGUUUCACAGCGAACCACGUGCUGAACUUCAGCAACGGCUACGCGUCCAGCUUAGCAACGCUCGAGUUGGAGGCCGCCGUGCAUUCCCCAGUGCCUACACUCAUGAUACGGUGUGAAGCGUCAAUUUUCGACGUAUGGAGGUCGACAAGUCACACGAUAGUAUUACGAGAGAGGAACGCAAAUCCUGCUUCUGCUUUGGGCAGAAGUUUUACAGGAGCUGCGACAGAAACCUGCCUGCCAACAAUAAUGGUGUUGCUUCUCCAAUUCUUCCUACAACUUCUUCUCCAGAGGUACAGCGGGACGUCAAUAAGAUAGCUGUAACGCUACCAUGUUAUGUAGACUAAAUAAUUUGUACGUGUAAUACGAAAUUUAGAUACGUCAGGGUUUGAAGAUAAAGUGUUGGUACAUGAAUGGAGAUAAUAUGUAUAAGUGUUAAGAAUUAUUUUCCUUUUUUAUGAAUUUGACUAUCGAACAUUCUAAUAUUUUUUCUGACAGUUGAAAUAGUUUGGAUGCCUGUUAUUUUCUUUCGUAAUUGUUAUUUUUAUUUUGAAAAUGGAAUUGAGCGUAAUUCAAUUGUUCCGAUGUUUAUAGUUAAUGUUUAAUUAUAAAGUUAUGGUUAUAUUACAGAGUGCAUUUUUAUGUAAGUAAUAUAUUUUUCACUGUAAAUAAUUAAAAAUAAUAGAUUUUUUAUUCAUAUUUUAUUUAUAACUUAAUAUUAUAUUUUUAUUGUAAUUAAUUAUUAUAUAUUUUUUUGUAAUCGUGAAUGAAAAUGCACGCUUGAAUAUACUUAUAUAGAACAUAAUAUUGUUAACAUAGACUGAUUAUAUAGAAUAAUUUGUGUAAAUAAAUAUAAUAGUUACUGUUUGUGAUUUACAAACGAAAUUAUUAAUUAUGUUCAUUUUUAAACGUAAUAAUGUUAAUAUUUCGUAAAAAUAAGGUGGUAGUCCAAAUAAUUGUAUGCGAGGGGAAUGAAAAUAAAAUUAUACUGUUUUUAAUAAUAA
Molecule: messenger RNA, 1480 nt
Organism: Helicoverpa zea (corn earworm)
Lineage: Eukaryota; Metazoa; Arthropoda; Insecta; Lepidoptera; Noctuidae
Exons: 6
Coding region: 69-794 (241 amino acids)
Source: RefSeq, a predicted model, not a curated record